Messenger RNA from Penicillium odoratum, 1119 nucleotides. It is a transcript of the gene rad18, whose product is annotated as E3 ubiquitin-protein ligase RAD18. Bases 1 to 1119 code for a protein of 372 amino acids. Gene Ontology annotation, molecular function: ubiquitin protein ligase activity; single-stranded DNA binding. The transcript has 3 exons. The record is from RefSeq and is a predicted model, not a curated record. Lineage: Eukaryota; Fungi; Ascomycota; Eurotiomycetes; Eurotiales; Aspergillaceae. Gene Ontology annotation, biological process: DNA damage tolerance; protein monoubiquitination. Gene Ontology annotation, cellular component: nucleus; Rad6-Rad18 complex.
AUGGAUAACUCCCUGGAAAUCACCGACUCUACGGACUGGUUAGGAACCCCUCUCCAGCUACUUGCGCCACUGGAAUCAUCUCUUAGAUGUCAGGUCUGCAAGGACUUCUUCGACACUCCUAUGAUCACUUCGUGCUCUCACACAUUUUGCUCAUUAUGUAUUCGUCGUUGUCUUACCGCCGACAAUAAAUGCCCUGUUUGCCGCGAAGGGGACCAGGUACUCAAACUGCGUCGCAACUGGGCAGUACAGGAACUCUUGGAUACGUUCAAGACUGCGAGACCUGCUGUGAUGGAAAUCGCCCAGAAGUUCAAGGCGCUCAAAGAGCAGGAAGGAAACAAUAUUCCAGAGCCACAGCACAAGAAGCGCAAAACGAGUCGCAUGGAGCAGUCGGAUGUUCCUUUGGUGGAGGCUAGCCCGCCGAGACUACGAACAAGGUCAAGAAGCUCCAAAGCAGGGCCACGGGUGCCAGAGGAACCCGAGGAUAUACCAGAUAUUAUUGAGGACAGUCAGGGUGAAGAAGAAUAUAUACCAGAAGAUGGCAUGACCACAUGCCCUGUUUGUGAACAAGCAAUGAGGAUAGAAGCCGUUAACGGCCAUAUUGACAGGUGCCUUGCCGAAAUGGGCGCAGCCGAAUCUCCAGCGAGACAGAAGCCAACCGCCUUUGGAGUUCUCCAACAACAACAAAAUCUGCCCACGAAACAAUUAGAUAGGCUUCCCACGUUGAACUAUGAUCUUAUGACCCAAAGCCAGCUGCGCAAAAAGUUCAAGGAUCUCGGAAUCCCAAUAGAGGGGGCCAAGGAUCUAAUGAAAAGACGGCACACAGAAUGGGUGAACUUGUGGAACGCAAACUGUGACUCCCAAAAUCCAAAGUCCAGAAUGCAGUUGCUCCGCGAGCUGAGAAUAUGGGAAGAUACGCAAGGCGGAGGCUCAACAUUGGCGGUUUCUGAUAGGAACACUGUGACUUCCAAGGAAUUCGAUGCAGUUGGUUGGUCUACCAACCAUAAUGAUGAUUUUAAGCGUCUCAUCGCGAGCGCUCGCAGGAAGACGGAUGCCCAGGUGAGAUCAACAAUCCCUGGGGCGUCCGCGUCAAAUGAACAACCUUUGACACCUCCGAAUUGA